AUGAAGUCAUUCAAGCUUUCCGUCCUUUAUGCCCUCGGCCUCGCUGUUUUGGCCCUGGCAGGACCAGACAACUACAUCAACCUCUAUGAUGACCGCAACUGCACUAUCCGUUCUGGCCCGCUGCCCAUCUUUGAAAAGGAUGCUUGUCACAAUGCCCCCCCCGGCGGCAAGCCAGUCAAGGCCAUUUCUGGUAAUGUGAUCAAGAAAGGAUGUAACAUUCUAGCAUACGAAGACGCGCAGUGCGGCGGAAACUCUGUCAAACUGACUUGGGCAGACCCCAACCACUGCUUCACUCCUUCCAGCGACGACGCUUCUUUCCAAGCUUUCCAGCUGAAGGACUGCAACUGA
Messenger RNA from Talaromyces stipitatus ATCC 10500, 348 nucleotides. RefSeq lists its product as uncharacterized. The record is from RefSeq and is a predicted model, not a curated record. Lineage: Eukaryota; Fungi; Ascomycota; Eurotiomycetes; Eurotiales; Trichocomaceae. The coding region runs from base 1 to 348 and encodes 115 amino acids. The transcript is spliced from 2 exons.